AGCAGAGGCGGCGGGACACGUCACUUCCGCCCUCCGCGAGCGGGCGGGGAGUCUGUCAGCAACUCUGCUCUCGCGAUCUCUGGUUGCUCCAUUGCGCUGUGCGCGGUGACUCUCUGGAAUUGGCGGCCUCCGGCAUGAUGGCGGAUUUUGAUGCGAUCUAUGAGGAAGAAGAGGAGGAUGAGGAGCGGGCUCUGGAGGAGCAGCUGCUGAAGUACGCGACCGACCCAGUGGUGGUUCGGGGCUCGGGACACGUCACCGUGUUUGGUUUGAGCAACAAAUUUGAAUUUGAAUUUCCUUCGCCAUUAACAGGAAAGGUUGCGCCAGAGGAAUUCAAAGCCAGCAUUGGUCGCAUUAAUGGUUGUUUAAAGAAGAAUCUUCCCGUCAAUGUGCGAUGGCUACUCUGUGGCUGCUUGUGUUGUUGUUGUACUUUGGGCUGCAGCAUGUGGCCAGUAAUUUGUCUCAGUAAAAGAACACGAAGAUCGAUCGAGAAGUUAUUAGAAUGGGAAAACAAUAGGUUAUACCACAAGCUGUGCUUGCACUGGAGACUGAGUAAAAGGAAAUGUGAAACCAAUAACAUGAUGGAAUAUGUCAUCUUAAUAGAGUUUUUACCGAAGACACCAAUAUUUCGACCAGAUUAGAAUAAGAUUUGCUUUUUAGAGACUUGUCUUAGUGUGUUGUCCUUCCAAUGGUGCCUUGCAUGGUGCUUCCUAGUGAAGAUUGUGAAAAUCUGACACUUAUAACACCUGCUAUCCAGUUUUUCACUCCAUCUGCUCACUAGUCCGUCCACUUAUUUUUGCUAACUUUUUAAUAACAGUUGCAUUCCAGACCUCCAAUCUGUUUCAUAUUGUGAUUCAUCGUAACUAACCUCCCCAAAAAAUUUAAUAUUAUUUUGCUUUUUUUAAUGAUUGUUGAUACGUACUUUCUUUUGUACACUCAACCAUUUUACAACAUUCACUAAAAUUAUGUAUGAAAAGGUUAUUAACAAAUUGAUUUUACUAAUAAUGCUUGUGAAUCAUCCCAGAAUUUUCAAUAGUAGAUUGAAAUUAUUAGCUGUAUUUAUUAGAAGCAAUACACUUUGUAUUGAAUUCUGUAUCUGAUACACGUGGAACAAAUCAUUUUGUAGUGUUGUCCCACUGUUUAGUUUUAAUGUAUUUUAUUUCUGCCCAUGAAAUUUGAACUUGAGACCUACUGUGCACUUAUUCAGGAACAUAAAUUUUGCGAUAUCGAAGUCACAAAUAUGAAGAAGUCUGAGUGAAGAAGCAAUGUCAAAUGGCUCUUGCUACUUCCUAAACAUUUUAAUACAUUCCAAAUGGAAAAGAAUACAUUGAGUUAAUAAUGUAGCAAAAAUAGAUGAAGGCUUUUGCAUGCAUUGUAAGGUCACUAGGAGCCAGGACCAUGGAAAAUGCAGCAAGAUUACAAACAUAAAAUGAACAUUUUGUUCAUAAACUGUCAUAUGUGAUGGCUUUUAUGACUUCUGUUACUAUGUUUACUUUGUCCUGAGCAAUUUAGGUUUACAUGUAGAUGUUUUGAUUUUUCCUGUAUAUAAUUAUAAUGUAGACUGUAUAUUCAACAGAUUCUUGGGUCAGGCCAAAUAGUUUUAUUCUGCACUCUGUAUUGUGGAACCUGUAAUUAUAUUUGGAGAGGUGCUUUCGUUUUUGGUACUUCAUUGCAUAUUGACAGAAAUUAUGGUGCAGAUUAUUUUUUUAGCAUUUUUAAUUAUUAGUUUUACUCUGACUUUUAGAAAGUCAAUUUAUUACUUUAAAAUAGGCCCUUGGUUUUGAAGGACCAGCUCUUAUUAAAUGUAAUAACUGAAACAUGAGGGAUGAUCUUUAAUAAAUUCCCAUGUCCUAAUUAGUAUCUAUCUUGUUGCCAUUGAAAAAAUGUAUACAAUUAACUUUUUCUUGUUUUUGUACCCAGCAUAUACUAGUGAAAUUCAAUUUGUAAUAUAUAAAAGUUAUAUGUAAUUUCCUGAUGUGUGAGAUUAUCCAGUGCAUGCUGCAACUUCUGAAUUACUAAAAACACUUUUUUGCCUUGAUUAUUUUAGUCAAUGUGCAUUGCACAAAUCUGAAAUUGAGAUCAAAGGCACAAAUUGUGAAGUAAAUUCAACAACUUGCUUCACACUCGUUAAUUUUGAAUAAAAAGUCUUUGUUCUGCUUUGAUAAAGGAGGAAAGAUAUGUUUAGUUUAAUCUAUCUAAAGGUUACCGUAACCUCAUAAACCAAACUCAGUGUUGAUACAACAUUGUUUGAUAGUUAAAUAUUUUCAGUGGUUAAAAGGCACAUUUAAUAUCUCCCAAGAAACUCUACUGUAUAAUCAGUGGAUUAAUGGCAUAGUUUUCUAUAAUCAGUAACAUCUCCAUUGAAGUUUAUUUUGCCCACAGCAAUUUGCUGCCUAAUUUUCAGUCAGAUAAUACAUGUACAACUUGUCGUAUGUUCACUGUUUUUGUUGCAUUAGUUUCUAGUUGUGCUCAUUUACUUCAAAUUCUCUUGAAUGUUUCUGCAUGUGAUUUUCCUAGGAAAAACAUCUAGAAGAAAAAAACAAUUUCUGCAGAUAGUUAAAUAAGAACUAGUUAUUUCUGAAAUAAAAGACCAACUUAAUGCUGUUAUAUUAA
Hypanus sabinus (Atlantic stingray) is the source of this 2610-nucleotide messenger RNA. RefSeq names its product cysteine-rich hydrophobic domain-containing protein 2. The coding region runs from base 135 to 638 and encodes 167 amino acids. The transcript is spliced from 6 exons. The record is from RefSeq and is a predicted model, not a curated record. NCBI's taxonomy places the organism in Eukaryota, Metazoa, Chordata, Chondrichthyes, Myliobatiformes, Dasyatidae.